GCCCCGGCUUUCAGGAGUCCCAGCAGGGAGGCUGGCUCAGUCAGCAGCUGUGGGGGACAGGGACACAGCCUCCUGCAGCCUCCUAGCACUCCGUGUGGCCGGGGAGACACGCAGCAGGGACAGUGGAGCAUAGGGUACCUUCGCCGCGGUGAAAACUGAGCCGUCCACCGUGACAGCGCGGGAGGACAGGGACCAUGCUCCUUGUCUGCCCGCGCCUCUGCGUCUUGGUGGUCCUGGGCAGCAGCUGGGCAGGCUGGGGUGGCUCAGGGACAGAGGCAGCAAGGCUAAGGCAGUUCUACGUGGCUGCUCAGGGCAUCAACUGGAGCUACCGCCCUGAGCCCACAGAUCCAAGCUUGAAUUCUAAAACUUCUUUUAAGAAAAUUGUCUACAGAGAGUAUGAACCAUAUUUUCAGAAAGAAAAGCCACGAUCUAGUAUUUCAGGACUUCUUGGACCUACCUUAUACGCUGAGGUUGGAGACAUCAUGAAAGUUCACUUUAAAAAUAAAGCAGACAAGCCCUUAAGCAUCCAUCCACAAGGAAUUAAAUAUAGUAAAUUCUCAGAAGGUGCUUCCUAUCCUGACUACACAUUCCCGGUGGAGAGGAUGGAUGACGCUGUGGCUCCAGGCAGAGAGUAUACUUACGAGUGGGUCAUUAGCGAAGACAGUGGACCCACACCUGAUGACCCUCCAUGUCUCACCCACAUCUACUACUCCUAUGAAAACCUGACCCAGGACUUCAACUCGGGGCUGAUUGGACCUCUGCUUAUCUGUAAGAGAGGUACCCUAAGUGACGAUGGGACACAGAAGAUGUUUGACAGGCAACAUGUGCUAAUGUUUGCUGUAUUUGAUGAAAGCAAGAGCUGGAGCCAGUCCUCAUCCCUGAUGUACACAGUCAAUGGCUUUGUGAAUAGGACAAUGCCAGACAUCACAGUCUGUGCCCAUGACCACAUCAGCUGGCAUCUGAUUGGAAUGAGCUCAGGGCCAGAACUGUUCUCCAUUCACUUCAGUGGCCAAGUCCUGGAACAGAACCAUCACAAGGUUUCAGCCAUCACCCUGGUCAGUGCCACGUCCACUACUGCGAACAUGACUGUGAGCCCAGAGGGAAAGUGGAUCAUAGCUUCUCUCACCCCAAAACAUUUCCAAGCUGGGAUGCAGGUUUACAUUGACAUUAAAAAUUGCCCAAAGAAAACCAGGAAUACUAAAAUACUAACUCGAGAACAGAGGCGGCACAUAAAGAGGUGGGAGUAUUUCAUUGCUGCAGAGGAAGUCAUUUGGGACUACGCACCUGUAAUACCACUGAAUAUGGACAAAAAAUACAGGUCUAUGCACUUGGAUAACUUCUCAAACCAAAUUGGGAAGCAUUAUAAGAAAGUUAUUUACAGACAAUAUGAAGAGGAAACCUUCACCAAACGCACAGAGAAUCCCAGUAUCAAAGAAAAUGGGAUUCUGGGCCCUAUUAUCAGAGCCCAAGUCAGGGACACACUCAAGAUCGUAUUCAAAAAUAUGGCCAGCCGACCCUAUAGCAUUUACCCUCACGGAGUGACCUUCUCUCCUUACGAAGAUGGAGUUAACUCUUCUUCCACCUCAGGCAGUCACACCAUGAUUAGACCAGUUCAACCAGGGGAAACCUACACUUAUAAGUGGAAUAUCCUCGAAUUUGAUGAGCCCACAGAAAAUGACGCCCAGUGCUUAGCAAGACCAUACUACAGUGAUGUGGACAUUACCAGAGACCUUGCCUCUGGGUUGAUAGGACUGCUUCUGAUUUGUAAGAGCAGAUCCCUGGACCAGAGAGGCAUACAGAGGGCAGCAGACAUUGAGCAGCAGGCUGUGUUUGCAGUCUUUGAUGAGAACAAGAGCUGGUACAUUGAGGACAACAUCAACAAAUUUUGUGAAAAUCCUGAUGAGGUGAAACGUGACGACCCCAAGUUUUAUCAAUCAAACAUCAUGAGCACUAUCAAUGGCUACGUGCCUGAGAGUAUAGCCACUUUAGGAUUCUGUUUUGAUGACACUGUCCAGUGGCACUUCUGCACAGUGGGAACCCAUGAUGAUAUUUUGACCAUCCACUUCACUGGACACUCAUUCAUCUAUGGAAAGAGACAUGAGGACACUCUGACUCUGUUCCCCAUGCAUGGCGAGUCUGUGACUGUUACAAUGGAUAACAUUGGAACUUGGAUGUUAACUACCAUGAAUUCCAGCCCAAGAAGCAAAAACCUGAGACUGAGAUUCAGGGAUGUUAAAUGCAUCCCCAACGAUGAUGAUGAAGAUUCAUAUGAGAUUUAUGAACCUCUAGCAGCACCUACAGCCAUGACUACAUGGAAAAUGAGCGAGUCUUCAGAAAAUGAGCAAGAAGAAGAUGAUCCUGAUUAUGAUUACCAGUACACAUUGGCUUCAUCAUUAGGAAUUAGGUCAUUCAGAAAUGCAUCACUGAAUCAGGAGGAAGAUGAGUUCAAUCUUACUGCCCUCGCCCUGGAGAAUAGCUCUAGAGAAGAGUUUAUUUCUCCAAGUACAGAUAUUGUCAUUGGCUCAAAAUCUUCUUCUCUAAGAAACCUUAGUAAGCUCGUUGAUAGUAACCUCAAAGAACCUCAAAAAACCCUUCUUCACUCAGGAAGCACCACCACUAGUACCCUGCUAGAACACCUCACUGGCUUAGACAAGAACUCAUCUCUGAACCCUUCAAUAGAAGAACAUUCAAGUCCAUAUUCUGAAAAUCAUAUGGAGGAUCCACAGUCAGAUAUCAUAGGGAUAAGCCUGCUUCCUCCUGGUGCAAAAGGAUUGACAAAUCAUGAUCAAGUUAAGCAUGCACUAUCCGAGGCACAAGAACACCAAGUAGUGAAGCAUAGGUUCUCCUGGAUGAAAGGACCAGCCCGUAAAACUGGGAAGCAUUCAAGACCAAAGAGCACUUCCAGAAUGGGGCUCUCGGAGGACAGUCCCAGUGUCCUGUUACUCCUGAAACAAAAUAAUCCAUCCAAGAUUUUGAAUAGGGAAUGGCAUUUGGCUAAUGAAAAGGGGAGUUAUGAAAUAACACAAGAUAAUGGUAAAGACGUGGCUUUUAAGAAACUGCUAGACAGUCCUCAAAAUCAAAACAUCUCAAUGAUUCAGGGAGAUAGUAUCCCUGCUACAAACAAAACAGGAAAGCCAAUUGACCUCCCUAAUUAUUCUGCAGUUAGACACAAAGCUCUUCAAGUUAGACAGGAUGAGGAAAAUAAACACUUGAAGAAAAGACCAUUUUUCAUCAGGACACGAAAAAAGAAGAAGGAUAAGAAGCAUGCUCAUCACAGUCCUCUAUCUCCAAGGGGCUUUCACCCCCUGAGAAGAGAUGCCCACCCCAUGUUUUUAGACCGGAAAGUUAAUCACACACUGUUACUCCAUAAGCCCAAUGGAACAGCUCUCGCCACAGACCUGAAUCAGACUUUCCCUUCUAUGAAUAUUGACAAGGAAAUUUCAUUACUUGACCAUAAGCAGAGCCCUCCACAUAACACUGGGCAGAUGCGCUCCCCUAUAGGUCUUGAUCAGUCAGUGCUCCCAGAGGAACACUCUCCAAAACUUCCUGUUCAAGACUCUAAUCAAACACAGUCUACUAUAGGCUCCAGUCACAGAUCCUCUCCUCCAGAGCCCAGCCAGGUACCUGAUUAUGACCUACGCUAUGAAUACCACCUUGUUGACACGGCUCAAGCAUCCCCUCCUUGGGAACAUGAAGUCUGGGGAACUUCAUUUCCAGACCAAAGUCAACCAUCUCUCUCUUCAGACCACAGCCAGACAGCCUCCUCCCCAGACCUGGGUCAGAUGCCCCUUUCCCCAGACCACAGCCAGACAACUUCCUCCCCAGACCUGGGUCAGAUGCCCCUUUCCCCAGACCACAGCCAGACAACUUCCUCCCCAGACCUGGGUCAGAUGCCCCUUUCCCCAGACCAGAGCCAGACAACUUCCUCCCCAGACCUGGGUCAGAUGCCCCUUUCCCCAGACCAUAGUCAAACAACCUCCUCACCAGACUUGGGUCAGAUAUCCUUUUCCCCAGACCAUAGCCAGAUGACCCCCUCCCCAGACCUCAGCCUCUUGACCCUCUCUCCAGAAACUGAUCAGACAAUCCUUUCCCCAGACCUGGAUCAGAUGCUCCUUUUCCCAGAUGACAAUGAGAUGACCCUCUCCCCAGACCUCAGCCUCUUGGCCCUGUCUCCAGAAUUUGAUGAGAUAAUUCUUUCUCCAGACCUCAGCCAGGUGACUCUCUCUCCAGACCUCAUCCCAGAAACUCCUCUUCUUAAUCACGGGCAAAUGUCACCCCCUCCAGAGCCUGGUCAGAUACCCUAUCCUUCAGACUCUGUUCAAUCUUCACCUCUUCCAGAAUUAAGUCGUAUUUCCCCCUCUCCAGACCUCAUUCACAUGCCAUCUCCUUCACCAUCUCCUACACAUAAUGAAAAGAAAUUAAAUCCUCUUGUUAUAGUAGGCCUCAGUAGAGUUGAUGGAGACGACAUUGAGAUUAUUCCAAGGGAGGAAGUGGAAAGCACUGAAGAUGACUACGCUGAAGAUGAUUACGUGGCCUAUAAUGACCCCUACCAAACUGAUACGAGGACAGACAUCAGCUCCUCCAGAAAUCCUGACAACAUUGCAGCAUGGUACCUCCGAAGCCACGAUGGAAACAGGAAAUAUUAUUAUAUUGCUGCUGAAGAAAUAUCCUGGGAUUAUUCAAAAUUUGCACACAGUGAAAUGGAUAAUGAAGACAUUGAUAAUGAAGACACUCCAAAGGACACCACAUACAAGAAAGUCGUUUUCAGAAAGUACCUUGAUAAUACUUUUACCAAACGUGAUCCUCAGGGAGAGCAUGAGGAGCAUCUUGGCAUUCUUGGCCCUGUUAUUAGAGCUGAAGUGGAUGAUGUUAUCCAAGUUCGCUUUAAAAAUUUAGCAUCCAGACCAUAUUCUCUUCAUGCCCAUGGACUUUCUUAUGAAAAGUCAUCAGAAGGAAAGACUUAUGAAGAUGAAUCUCCUGAAUGGUUUAAGGAAGAUAAUGCUGUCCAGCCAAAUAGCAGUUAUACAUACGUGUGGCAUGCCACUGAGCGGUCAGGGCCAGAAAACCCUGGCUCUGCCUGCCGGGCUUGGGCCUACUACUCAGCAGUGAAUAUGGAGAAAGAUAUCCACUCGGGUUUGAUCGGCCCCCUUCUGAUCUGCCAGAAGGGGACACUUCAUAAGGAGAGCAACAUGCCUGUGGACAUGAGAGAAUUUGUCUUACUCUUUAUGGUCUUUGAUGAGAAGAAGAGCUGGUAUUAUGAAAAGUCCAAAAGGUCUUGGAGAUCCAAAUCUUCAGAAGGGCAAAAUUCCCAUGAGUUUUAUGCCAUUAAUGGGAUGAUCUACAACCUGCCUGGUCUGCGAAUGUACGAGCAAGAGUGGGUGAGACUCCACCUGCUGAACAUGGGUGACUCCCGAGAUAUUCACGUGGUUCACUUUCAUGGCCAGACCCUGCUGGAAAAUGGCUCCCAACAGCACCAGUUAGGGGUCUGGCCCCUCUUGCCUGGUUCAUUUAAAACUCUUGAAAUGAAAGCAUCAAAGCCUGGCUGGUGGCUCCUAGACACAGAGGUUGGAGAGAAUCAGAGAGCGGGGAUGCAAACGCCAUUUCUCAUCAUUGACAAAGACUGUAAGAUGCCAAUGGGCCUAAGCACGGGCGUCAUAUCUGAUUCACAGAUCAAGGCCUCAGAGUAUCUGAAUUAUUGGGAGCCCAAAUUAGCAAGAUUAAACAAUGGUGGCUCCUAUAAUGCUUGGAGUAUAGAAAAACCUGCAUUAGAACUUGCCUCCAAACCUUGGAUUCAGGUGGAUAUGCAGAAGGAAGUCAUAGUCACUGGGAUACAAACCCAAGGUGCUAAACACUACCUGAAGUCCUACUUUACCACACAGUUCUAUGUGGCCUACAGCUCUGACCAAACCAACUGGCAGAUCUUCAAAGGGAACAGCACAAAGAAUGUGAUGUAUUUUGAAGGCAAUUCAGAUGCCUCUACAAUAAAGGAGAAUCUGUUUGACCCACCUAUUGUGGCUAGAUAUAUCAGGAUCUCUCCAACGAACUCCUAUAACAGACCUACCCUUCGAAUGGAGCUGCAAGGAUGUGAGGUUAAUGGAUGCUCCACACCAUUGGGUAUGGAAAAUGGAAAUAUAGAAAACAAGCAAAUCACAGCAUCCUCAUUUAAAAAAUCUUGGUGGGGAGAUUUCUGGGAACCUUCCCGUGCCCGUCUUAAUGCCCAGGGCCGUGUGAAUGCCUGGCAAGCCAAGGCAAACAACAACAAACAGUGGUUACAAGUUGAUCUACUCAGAACCAAGAAGAUAACUGCCAUAGUGACACAGGGCUGUACGUCUUUGUCCUCGGAAAUGUAUGUGAAGAGCUACACCAUCCACUACAGUGACCAGGGCGUGGAAUGGAAAGCUUAUAGGCAGAAAUCCUCCAUGGUGGACAAGAUUUUUGAAGGAAAUAGUAACACCAAAGGACAUAUGAAGAACUUUUUCAAUCCACCCAUCAUUUCCAGAUUUAUCCGUAUCAUUCCUAAAACAUGGAAUCAGAGUAUUGCACUUCGCCUGGAGCUCUUUGGCUGUGAUAUUUACUAAAAUUGAAUGCUUAAAAAAAAAAAAAAAGAA
Molecule: messenger RNA, 6608 nt
Organism: Nannospalax galili (Upper Galilee mountains blind mole rat)
Lineage: Eukaryota; Metazoa; Chordata; Mammalia; Rodentia; Spalacidae
Gene: F5
Product: coagulation factor V
Exons: 25
Coding region: 195-6578 (2127 amino acids)
Molecular function (GO): oxidoreductase activity; copper ion binding
Source: RefSeq, a predicted model, not a curated record